UUUUUUUUUUUGCGGACCAGCUCUCUGUUCCGGUAGACCUCCGCCCGGGACACCUCAGCGGCGGAUCUCUGAAAAGAAGAGACAGGGAUGAAGAGAGAAAGGCGGCUAUGUCGAGAAGGCCUCGUUGCCUUGGCGACGGUGGACAGCUCCCGGAAGUGACGUCAGGAGGGCGCUAAACUAGAACUGAGGAAACUGAGGGAGACCCAAGAAGAGAGCUGUGAGAGAGCCGUAUUGCUGUUUGAGUGAUUUCUAAUGCUAUGGAAUGAGUCAGAGCUGGAGAGGAGGAUCAAGAGGUUGGAGAGGUGGUGGAGGAGGAAAUCAAUAUUCGGGGGCAUGGAGAGGAGGAGGCGGAGGAGGCCGACCCUGGAAGCAAAGAGGCAACGGGAGGGGGCAGAGUGCUCUUUGGAACAAGAACCCUGGAAAUGAGCCUUCAUGUUUCUCUGGAUCACCUGCCAGACCUCGAUAUACACAGACUUCCUUGGAUAAAUAUGUCCCAUACAAAGGCUGGAAGCUUUACUUCUCUGAAGCUUACAGUGACAAUUCCCCGUUUGUGUUAAAAGUUCAAGCCUUUGAAAGAUUCUUCACAAAACACAUUGAAUAUUAUGACAAGGAUGAAAUUGAAAGAAAUGGAAGCAUUCUUGUGGAUUACAAGGAGCUCCUGGAAGAUGAUGCACUUAAAGCAUCUGUUUCCCUCUCCACUGAGCUGAAAGAGAUGCCUGAAAAAGUUCUGGAUUGCAUGGGGCUAGCAAUACACCAGGUGUUAACCAAAGACUUGGAGAAGCAUGCAGUGGAGUUGCAGGGGCAGGAGGGUCUUCCACUAGAAGAGACCCCCAUAGUGGAUGUACCAUACAUACAUGCAAGGGUGUACAAUUAUGAUCCACUGAUUCCUCUGAAAAACCUCAGAGCUAAUUUGUAUGGCAAAUAUGUGGCAUUGCGUGGCACGGUGGUUCGAGUUAGUAACAUUAAACCGAUCUGCACCAAAAUGGCCUUCGUAUGCAACAUGUGUAGAGAUGUGCAGAGCUUUCCUUUUCCUGAUGGAAAAUUCACAUUUCCAACAAAGUGUCCUGUGGCGGAAUGCCGGGGACGUUCAUUCACACCAGACCGAGGUUCUCCGCUGACAGUGACCGUGGACUGGCAGACUAUCAAAGUCCAGGAGCUGAUGUUGGAUGAUCAGAGGGAAGCUGGGAGAAUUCCAAGGACAGUUGAAUGUGAACUGAUCCAGGAUUUAGCAGAUAGUUGUGUUCCUGGAGAUACGGUGACCAUCACAGGGGUGGUUAAAGUGUCUAAUGUCAAAGAUGGAGGGUUUAAAAAUAAAAACAAUAAAUGCAUGUUUCUGUUGUACAUCGAGGCAAAUUCAGUCAGUAACAGCAAAGGUCAGAAAGCUAAAGACACCGAUGAGAACACCAGGCAUGGGGCAGCUAUGGAUUUUUCUCUGAAAGACCUUUAUGCUAUUCAAGAGAUCCAGGCACAGGAGAGCCUCUUCAAAUUAAUAGUCAACUCUCUGUGCCCAAUGAUCUAUGGACAUGAGGUGGUUAAAGCCGGGUUAUCACUUGCUCUCUUUGGAGGCUGUCAAAAAUAUGUGGAUGAUAAAAACAGAAUUCCCAUUCGUGGAGAUCCUCACAUGCUUGUGGUUGGAGAUCCCGGACUGGGAAAAAGUCAGAUGUUACAGGCAGUUUGUAAUGUGGCCCCUCGUGGCAUCUAUGUUUGUGGAAACACGACUACAACUUCUGGAUUGACAGUAACCCUAUGCAGGGACAGCGCCACAGGAGAUUUUGCCUUGGAAGCUGGAGCUCUUAUUUUGGGAGACCAAGGUAUAUGUGGAAUUGACGAGUUUGACAAGAUGGGUGCUCAGCAUCAGGCUCUAUUAGAAGCUAUGGAACAACAGAGUAUUAGUCUUGCCAAGGCUGGGAUUGUUUGCACCUUACCCGCCAGGACAUCCAUCAUUGCUGCUGCUAACCCAGUGGGUGGGCACUACAACAAAGGCAAAACCGUCUCUGAAAAUUUGAAAAUGGGAAGUGCCUUAUUAUCGAGAUUUGACCUGGUGUUCAUCCUGCUGGAUACCCCAAACGUAGACCACGAUCAUUUGCUUUCAGAACAUGUGAUGGCCAUGAGGGCGGGGUCAAAGGAGACGUUGCGUAGUGCAACAGUAACCCGUAGAGACACUCAGGAUUCCAAUACCUCUGUGCUGGAGGUGCCCUCCAACAGGCCUUUAAAAGACAGAUUAAAGGUUCAGCCAGGUGAAUUUUUGGAUCCUAUUCCACACCAGCUAUUAAGAAAGUACAUUGGCUAUGCCAGACAGUAUGUACAUCCUAAGCUGUCCCCGGAUGCAGCUCACGUCCUACAAGACUUCUACCUGCAGCUUAGAAAACAGAACCAAGGCAUUGACAGCACUCCUAUUACAACCAGACAACUGGAGUCAUUAAUCCGACUAACAGAGGCUCGAGCCAGGCUGGAGCUGAGGGAAGAGGCCAUCAAAGAAGAUGCUGAAGAUGUUGUGGAAAUAAUGAAAUACAGCCUGCUUGGGACGUACUCGGACGAGUUUGGAAAACUGGAUUUCGAUCGAUCUCAGCACGGCUCAGGAAUGAGUAAUCGUUCUCAAGCAAAGAAAUUUGUUUCCGCUCUUAACAGAAUUGCAGAACGGACUUACAAUAACCUGUUUGAUUAUCAACAGCUUCGGCAGAUUGCCAAGGAAUUGCAGAUCCAGGUCGCUGACUUUGAAAGCUUUGUGAGCUCGCUGAAUGAUCAAGGCUACCUGCUAAAAAAAGGACCCAAAGUUUAUCAGCUCCAGACCAUGUGAUUCUUCAUUUUGGCACAAAGUGAUAACACAACAAGACAAACGGAUAUUUAAUCGCUUAUUCAUGAAUGUAGAAGUGAAUGUGAAUGUAGAAGUGUACAUAGAGCGAAUCGGACCAGUGCUUCAUUUAGGCUGCAUUCACACUACAGCGUUUUGAAUCGCAGGCACAUUUACCAUGAAUUUUCCCACAAUUUGAAAGCGCCGAUGUGUGAAUGACAAAUCGCUGGACUCGCGUUUUGAGACUGUAUUCAUUUGAAUGACGCCUUAAAUCGCGGCGUGGGUCUGCCGCAAUUGUCACGCGAUAAAUCGUGCUGCAAUCAUGGCAGUGCGCAUAGCGGGAAGCAUGUCGUCCCAAAAAAAGUUCAGGAGCUACUUUUGGGCGACACGCUUGCCACGAUGCAUGUUGCCACGCAUGCAGUGCGAUUUAUCGUGCGGCAGAUCCGCACCACGAUUUUGAGGUGUCAUUUAAAUGAAUGGCAUCUCAAAUGCGAGUUUCGCGAUUUGUCAUUCACACACCGGCGCUUUCAAAUCAGAUUCGUGACGAAUCUGCCCACGUUUCAAAAUGCUGAAGUGUGAAUGCAGCCUUAUAACUGUUCUGUAGCCCUGAGCAUGUUUAACAUUUUAAGCUAUUGUGCUACAUUUGUAAUGCUGCGUUUUGUGUCCUUAUUGUAUAUAUUUUAAUUUCCAUAUAAACUGAGAAUCUAUUGUUAAAACAGUA
Rana temporaria (common frog) is the source of this 3512-nucleotide messenger RNA. It is a transcript of the gene MCM8, whose product is annotated as minichromosome maintenance 8 homologous recombination repair factor. Gene Ontology annotation, molecular function: ATP hydrolysis activity; single-stranded DNA helicase activity; single-stranded DNA binding. Bases 263 to 2797 code for a protein of 844 amino acids. The record is from RefSeq and is a predicted model, not a curated record. NCBI's taxonomy places the organism in Eukaryota, Metazoa, Chordata, Amphibia, Anura, Ranidae. The transcript is spliced from 19 exons. Gene Ontology annotation, biological process: double-strand break repair via homologous recombination. Gene Ontology annotation, cellular component: nucleus; MCM complex.